Dissoconium aciculare CBS 342.82 is the source of this 709-nucleotide messenger RNA. RefSeq lists its product as uncharacterized. Gene Ontology annotation, molecular function: structural constituent of ribosome. Gene Ontology annotation, cellular component: mitochondrial large ribosomal subunit. The transcript is spliced from 3 exons. Bases 200 to 646 code for a protein of 148 amino acids. The record is from RefSeq and is a predicted model, not a curated record. Lineage: Eukaryota; Fungi; Ascomycota; Dothideomycetes; Mycosphaerellales; Dissoconiaceae.
GCUCAAGAUGAUUACCAGAGACUGCGUACUAUGAAUCUCCAUUCACCAUCAUCUGUUAACUACUUCUAACCAACGUUACAUUUUUACGCGGCGUUGACGUUUUUACUCCGGAAGCUGGCAGACGUGGGCGUCGAUCAUACCGUUCAACACAUUGUCAGCGUAAUGGCUCCAAGCUUCGCACCGAAGAACUUGCAACAUAAUGAAAUCUUGCUCGCAAAUGAUAAUCUUCUGUACAAUGCCCACGUGCAAAGUAUACACAUGUGUAAACAGAGCGACAGCAGAGCGUGACGGCAUCCCUAGGGCAGACCCCAAAAUCUCAGAUAAAAUCUCAGAUACGCCGGCCGUAAUGCUCACCAAAUACAUCACCGCCGUGAAGACGAGCUUCUCGCCCUUCAACCCGCGAUCCGGCAAGACAGUGCGGAGUUUUCUCGCCUUGCUCCCUUCAAAUGCACGCUCGACCAUGGCGAUUGAUGUGAAGAUGUUCGGAAAGGCACAGGCAGAGGCGCCAGCGACGCUCGCGAUUUCAUUCAAAGACGGAAAGGAGAUGAAGAUCGAUUUGGAGAAGAUGAAGAUUAAGGAUAUCCAGCAAGAGGUCGAUCGACACGCACGAGGUCUACGGAGAGUUGAGGAACUAUCAGGGAACUAGUCGUACUGGAAGAUUAUUGAACGAAACAAUUAUAGGAGGAUGGGUUGCGAUACAGCACGGAUC